AUGGAUAAUGCCACCUACGCUCAGCAACGAGCCGAGAAUGCGGAGCGACAACCUCUCCUAGGAGGGGCAUACAACUCCCAGCAGCACGAACCAACCGCUGCUGACCCCGACCACGACGAGUUAAGCAGCACCCGUCUCGCCGUGGUGUUUGGGAGCAUAUGGGUACGAAUCGCGUCCGCUGUGGUGCCCCUGAUGGCGAACUCGACCAUUGUCGCCACUCUCACCGCCGUUAUCUCGACGUCCUUUUCGUCGUUCAACAACCUCUCCUGGAUUGGGACGGCGUAUUUAGUAGGAACCGCUGCCACCCAGCCCCUGGCAGGAAGAUGGACUGAUAUCUACGGACGACGGCGGGGGCUCCUGGCGGCUGGUGUCGUCUUCGGCAUCGGCACCCUGCUUUGCGGGAUCGCCUCUCAGGAAUGGGUCUUCAUACUCGGCCGUGCCAUUGCCGGGGCUGGAGGAGGCGCGACGACCGCCACCUCGACAUUCGUCGGCGCCGACUUGGUGCCUCUGCGGCGGCGCGGCGUCGUUCAAGGCAUCAACAACAUCGCGAUGGGCUGCGGCACUGGGCUUGGCGGCCUCGUGGGUGGUCUGCUCAACAAAUGGUUUGGCUGGAAGAUGGCAUUCCUCGCCCAGCUACCCAUUGUUGUCCUCGGCCUCGUGCUCUGCGCUGUGGUCCCCGAUAUCCCGUCGCAGCCCUCCAAGAAAGACCACGGGAGCCGGCUGGACUAUGCCGGCUCUGUCUCGCUUGUCCUCGCCAUCGUCCUGUUGCUGGUAGGCCUUAACGCAGGAGGCAAUGAGGUGGCGUGGACCCAUCCACUGGUGUGGUCCACCAUGGUCCUCGCCGCCGCUCUUUUCGCCUUAUUCCUGUUGAUCGAACUUCGCCAUGCUGCGCAGCCGAUCAUUCCACUCGGCCUCCUGAUGCAUCGCAACGUCUGGUCGGCCUGCCUUACCUACUUCUUCGCUCACAUGGCAGCCUUCGCAACCAUGUACUACAUCCCCAUUUACCUCCAGGUUCGGGGGAGCGACCCCACUCACGCCAGUCUGCGGUUCAUUCCCCAGAGCAUGGGUACUGCUAUCGGUGCGUACGGCGCGGGGGUGCUGAUCAAGGUGACGGGUAACUACGUUUAUCUCUCGGCCGCAGCUCACGUCUUCCUGGUCACGGCAUCGGCUCUGGCUGCCACGCUAGAUGGGCAAACGCCGUCCUGGUGUCCCUUUUUCUAUCUUGGCAUGGUGGGACUGGGGUUCGGCGCCAUGCUGGUGACAACUAUGCUGGCGCUCAUCAGUUCGGUGGAGCAUUCUGAGCACGCCAUAGCCACUUCGGCAUCGUUUGCCUUCCGGGCUGUCGGGUCCUCUACCGGCAUCACUCUGGCUUCCGUCGUUUUCCAGAACACCCUCAUCGCAGAUCUCCACCGACGACUAGGUGGCGGCGGAGAGAUCGAUAAACUCAUCGAGCGCAUCCGGAGGAACUUCGACGCCGUGUGGGAACUGGAUCCGCCGACACGAGCCGCAGUCCAGGGCGGCUACUUAGAGUCCCUCCGUUUUGUCUUUAUCACCAUUCUUAUCAUGAGCGUGGCGUCAAUGGCCUGCAGCCUGGUCAUGAGGCAGAACAAGCUGCACAAUAACCUUGCCAGGCGAUGA
Molecule: messenger RNA, 1638 nt
Organism: Thermothielavioides terrestris NRRL 8126
Lineage: Eukaryota; Fungi; Ascomycota; Sordariomycetes; Sordariales; Chaetomiaceae
Exons: 2
Coding region: 1-1638 (545 amino acids)
Biological process (GO): transmembrane transport; basic amino acid transport
Cellular component (GO): fungal-type vacuole membrane
Molecular function (GO): basic amino acid transmembrane transporter activity
Source: RefSeq, a predicted model, not a curated record